ACCCACCGCGACGAUCGAGGCGGACCUCAGUCGUCCGCGCACCCUCGAAUGGUGAGGGUGAUCGUGCUCGGUGGUGAGUAGUUAUCUCGUUGCUUUCGCCGCUGCGAGCACCGGGUGGUGCAAGGCACGUCACACUUCGCCUGCUUCAGCUGAUCCCCGAUCUGCGCGACAUUUCCCGCCGACGUCACAGCUGUACGGGCAUUCGACCCUUGGUGACCGACAAAGGGAAGACGCGACGACACGACGAUUUUAUAAGGAACUACGGGCGCUUGACAAGGACUGUAAAACGGGCGCAAACGAGGGAGCAGAGUCUGUUUCGGGAACCGGUGGGACUCAAACACGAAACCUGGGUCAAGGGUCGAGAAAAACCGAACAUUUGUAUGAUGUGAGAGGAAUAUAUGGACGGACACCAAACAGACUGGGCAGAUUCGGCGAAAUCACGAACACGUGGCGAGACGUAAAGCGGGCGUUGAGCCUGCUGUGCGUAAAAAAAUUUUCCGGCAGCGCGACAAUGCUGGAGGCGCCGCCCGGAAGUCGCGAAGAUCUCGUGGAAGCGGCAAGAACUCCAUGUACACCCACCGAUCUGGACACGAUGCUGUACGGAUACACGAACAGCAUAUACGUGCUGGACCACACGCCUGAAUCCUUGCCGGACAUAGAUAUGCUGCAAUUGUUCGCGUCUCCAGCCGGUCGAGCGCUGCUUACGAGCGACAAUCGACCAAGAGGAUCGACGUCGACCUCCUCCUUGUCUCGAGAGUCCUCAUCGAGGCUGAAGAGUGGCAGAAGACCAUCGGGUACAGUCAGCGCACCGACAUCGCCACCAAGACGGCGGAGAUCGAGCGUCGAACUUUACAAGGAGGCUGUGGAGAUCCUCAAUCUUACUUGCUCACUGACUGAUAGCUGCCGAUGCAUCGAGUGCCAGAGCAAUUAUUUCAACUGCGAUGACGAUUGCGCCGACGCCGGUACGGAAUUGGCUGCAGGCACUCCUAUUUUAUUGGACCACGCUUUGUCGCAUCAUCUGACUAUAUGUUCCAUACAGUAGCAGGCGACCAGCAAACGAAAACUACGAAAUUGGCCCCUUGUUAGCUCGCUCUGCCACAUGUUCCAGGAGAAUAUAACGUCAACACGCCGACAUCUUCCGGCAAUUGCGCAACGUUCGCGUUAAAAUCAGGAAUCAGCGAGACUGAAAGCAACCAGCGCGGCAACGAUAUUAUAUAACGAUCGAAGACGUUACCGCAAAUACCGAAUCGUUCGUCUUGUGUUGCCUGAAUUCGCGCAGUUCAUGCGAAUAUUUUCUCCCGCCAUAUAAUUUACCUGACUGACAAUUCACGCGACUGGACGAUUAUUGCUUAAGUGGUGUCCAUCUGCAAAAUGGAAACUUCAACUAUACACAUAAAUUUUUAUCCGAACAUCGACGAUCUUACGGCAUAAUUGGUGAUGAAAAAGCACAGUAAAUUUAAAUAAUUAUUAUUUAGGUAUGUUGCGUGUUAUUCUUUUCCAGCAACGCAACGAAUUGCACAUUUAUAUCGCUGAAAAUUUAAUUUUCGAAAAUUGCAUUCGGGAACGAUGCUAAAAAAAGCACGGCUCAAAAAUCGAAUGAUUUAAACUAUGCCAAAUAGCGCCAAAUUUAUGAUAGGAUAUUCUAAUUAAUAUUAUAAUUAGCGUGCGCCACGUUUACACCGUUCGGUCAUCCAUCAAAUAAACGUAUCGAUUUAAUUGGAUCGCCAACAUACGUAAGCGGUACAUAUAAAUUAUAUAUUAUAUACAUAUAUGUAUACAAACACGUACAUAUUAUAUUUACUACAUGUUUUAUUAUCCAUAUCUACUUAAGUCUAGCGAAAUACAAUUGUUAAACAACAAGCGCUCGCAACGUAAAUGAAAAGAAAUGCUCCAGAUGCGAAUUAAACGAUUUCGCACAAUGUUAUGUAUAGAUUUUACAUAUAUGUCAUGCAGUUGAGUAUGUGUGUUCGAUUAAGUUUUCUAUAAAAUAAACGCCCUCCAACUGAAAACUCCGCAUUAAGUUAAGGAGACGCGUAUAAUAUAAACGGCGAGUAAGUAUACUUGAUCUGCGGGAAAUAUAUAUUGCGCGGGAGAGUACAAUAUAUUUGCGAUAUAAAAUAAUAUAUUGUCGGCGAAUUUUUUAACCGUUACGUAAGUUGUUUCGUGAAACAAUUACGCAAUAGCCAGAAGAUUGAGAAUACUUCUCGCAGCGUAUAAUCGUAAGUGAUGUAACGAUAAACGAAGUUAGGCCUGAAUUAUAUUGCGAAUGUCGAGUUGAAUAAUAUAAAUUGAAGAGAUGUACGAAUAAAAAAGAAAGCCGUGAAUGAUUAGAGAAAGCUUAGCGAUAUAUCGAAACAAGAUUUCAAAGAGGGUCAAGUGCCAAAUAACUCGUUGCUAAGCUUGCCAGAUUAAUCGAAUUAUUAAAAAGAAAUUUCCGCGUGUAUGUUGAUUAGAAAGUUGCGGUAUAUAUUCGGGUAUCCCGAUAAAAUUUUAUACCAAGCUGGAACGAGAUAUUUACUUCCAGAUGUAAUUUAUAGGAAUCCGAUACAUUCCGUUUGCAAAACUUUUUCAUUGCGUCAAGUAUUAAAUUUUUAUCGUUUUCUAUUCGUUGAAUAUCGUAUGCCGCUUUUUUUUAACUAUUUUUUUUCUCUCUAUGAAUUUUAUAAUUGUAUAAUACUGUACUACAUUUUAUAACUCACACAGUUUUCAGUACAAAAUUGGAUUUUUUUUUGUUUUUUUCUUUUAUAUUCUGAAAUAAUUUUUACAAUAAAUAAAGAAAUAUUUACGAAGUUUUACUUAGAAGAUGUUUAAUAAUUAAUGCAAUUUCAUCUACUUGUUUUGAUAACAUUUCUAUUAAAAUUAUUGGGGUAAUUAUUCGUAAUAAAGGACCUCACCUUUAUCUUGAGAUAUGUUGUUAAGGACCCUGAGUACCCUUCAAAAGGGUUUAGUUGGCGCUCAUUGUUCGUUGAAAAGUUAUUGAAGAGUACUCAAGGCGAUGUCUUUGACAACAUAUCUUAAGAUCAAGGUGAUUGAAAGUGGAUCCCUUGUUUCGAAUAAUUACUAUUAUUGGAAAGUAACAUUACAAGUAUAUUCUAUUAUUGCUAACUAUACUUAAAAUUAACAUUAAGAAUUUCUUACGUUUUUAAUUUAAAAAAUUUUUAUUGUUUGAAUUCGAAGAUAAUAGUAUUUUCUCCGAGAGUCUGGUAUCAUAAAUCCUAAGCAGAAUAAAUUAUAAUUUUUUUCGUCCAAAAACAUACAUAUACAUCAAUACAUAUAAAUGGAAUUCUUUCUUAAAAGCGCAUUAAUAAAAAUUUGUGUCAGAAUGAAAGAAGAUGCGACAGUUUGUUUUCAUCAAAUCUCUCUCUCUCUCUUUGCAAUUUUACAAAAGUCUUUUACUGCGACACCGUUACUUUUAUAACGAGACGCGCUAUUAAUACUAGGUAUAAUAAAUAGUUAUAGUCAGUUCUUCUAACUCGUUGAACGAGAUUUGCGCUCUUCCAUAUUUAAUUAGCCGUCGCAGUUUAUCGCAUAAAGUCACUUCUGCAAAUAAAAUCUAUCUGAAAGUAGUACGGUUACCUUUUGCAUGUGAGAGGACGUAAAUGCAAAACUGACAUUAAAAAUAACCGUCUUAACGUCAGUAUCUCUAGUGACUGAUUCUUUAUUGGAGAAAACAUUCUAAAUUUAAGCUGCAAAAUUUUUAUACAAAUAUUAUAUAAAAUUGGAGAAAAAUAUACUAUAUCAAAUCAUGGAUUCUUGAGAAAUUUUUACAUAUUGAUUUUCGUCGAUUAUGAAAAAAGAGAAUCAUGAACAAUAUUUAACAUAAUAAGGAUAGGUUAUGUUAAUGCCGAAAAAUGUCUAAAAUAAAGGAUUGAUCAUAUUUAACAAUUGAUGCAUGUUCUUCAUGUAUUAAUGAUUGAUCUAUUAACAGCGACGGGUAUUAAAAGACACAGAUGUACUUUUUUUUCAUCAAAAUGAUUAUUUAUCUUUGUUAAGAAAAUGCGCUUUAACAGAAUGUUGGUAUGAUUGAGACAUUAUCACUAACGUUAUUAAGUGUAGAUGGAAGAAAAAGGAGCAAUCUUUGAUUAAAUAGACGCAAAGAAAGCUAUAAAAGAUUUGGGAGAAAGUCACAAUCUAAUUUAAAAACACCUAUUAGACGUUUUGUGAAGUCUGGAUGUUUCUUAUAUAUAAUUUUACAGGUAAAUAAUUAUUGUAAAUAAAACUUAUUGUUACGUACAUUUUUGUAUAUUAUGUAAAAUUAAAUAUGUUUAGUAUGUCAUACUUAUUAUUGAGAAAGAAUGUAUUUGAAUAUAAUGAAUAUCGACUUAACUGUAGUUAAAAUACGUAAGAUUAUUAUUAUUUUGUAUUUUAAGCUUUCUUCUGCAACCAAUCGAGUUCUAGAAUGCACAUCCGUUACAUCGGAUUGGCUUCUUCUCAUCGACGAAAGUAACAGCGCAAUUAAUAAUCUAUCCAAAAUAUAUCCAAGAGCUGCGAGAAAUCUCGUAAGGAUAUGUAACGCGAAAUCUGUGGCUUCUAAUCAUUUUAUAGUAAUAUAAAUUACGAGGGAAGUUUGGAGGAGAACAUCCUCACAAGCAUUACGGCGUAGUCUUGGAUAAAACUAUCAUUAAAGUACAUACAAUAUACUUGACUCUCGUUUUAA
Messenger RNA from Ooceraea biroi (clonal raider ant), 4657 nucleotides. RefSeq lists its product as uncharacterized. The record is from RefSeq and is a predicted model, not a curated record. NCBI's taxonomy places the organism in Eukaryota, Metazoa, Arthropoda, Insecta, Hymenoptera, Formicidae.